UCAUGUAUUUUCCUUUUUCGUAUCAAAAUAUCAAAGUGCUCUUCUCACCACACUUUAACACCGCUUCUUCUGUGUAACGUUUAACAUUUUACUCUUGUAAACAGAUCAUUUUUAUUGUUAUUUACAGCCUGUUUGUUAAACUACAAGAGUUGAUGAGUGGAAUCUGCUAACAUUCCCUUCAAGAUGGCUACAAAUUCAGAUCCGUGGUUCUCAGACAUCCUUGAGGAAUAUUCUACCAAGAAGUACUUCAUAGAAUACAAUGGAUUCAUGUCCAAUCACAUGGCGCAUGGAAUUGUCGCUCUGAAAGACCUUGGAGCAUCUCAGGAAAAGAUUGGUCAGUUUGCUAUUUGGUGUGGUCAGCUUUUGGAGCAACCCGACCAUCCAGACCACGCUGGUGAGGACCCAAACACUGUUCCAGUUAGUGAACAAGAACUCAAAGAGCUUCUUGGAAAGCGAAAGUCUUUCUACGGGAUCAGAAAUAAGUACAUUAAAAAGUUGAAUGACUAUGGAUCCUUAGAAGAAAUGAUUAAAGCUGAGUUUCCAAAAUUAAGCCGAGGUUUGGGCUGCGUGGCCUUACAUGGUCUUAUUCAACUUGGUUAUGGCCUCCAUGCUACACAUGGAAGUGUGGUGUGUGAAGGGCUGGCAUACCUACAUCACUCUUAUCAUGCUCUCGUAUUUGACGAGACGAAGGCUGAAAAUGGCAUCUCAAACUUUGGCAAAGGAGGCGAGGACAUCCUGGAUAUUCUACGUGAAAUGAGAGCCGAUUCUACCCUUCGACAAAGCAUGUUGGAUGGUGCUCUUGUCAUCAAAAAGAGUGGGAGGUUCUUAGGAAGUGGUUUUUCGAACAGAUUCGCUGCCCUGACUGAGAAUUGCGGAGAUGUGUUAAUAAAGUAUGGUAACAGAAUCAACAUUCCGUUAACAAAAGACAGUUUAACGGAAGCAGAAUUCCUCACAAAACUGUCAGAUUGGUUGAUUGAUCAAGCUAUUGUCGUGUACAAAUUGUCCGAAAGAGCAAACGAUUUCUUUCUCUUGCAUGGUGUGACGUCAGCCUGGUCACUCCGACAGAUAAUCCCGUGUCUGAAUCCCAAAGACGCCAUGGACGCUAUGAGAACGUUCACCUGUGAUCUCAUGGCAGCCUACUUGACUGUAGACGCCCCUGCACUGACAAAGAUUUCAACCACAAUGGCGGAAACCGUCAGUGACAAGACAUGGAAGGAUAUAAUCGACAAGCUUCUUGCAUUGGAGCUGGAUCCACAUGAGGAACACUUAUUUAAAUUGGUUCAAGUAUGUUAUACCCAAUGGACUGCCAACAAGUUUUCUUCCAAUGCUGGAGUCUACGUAGAUGCUGCCAAAGAGUGCAUCGAUCACAAAAUGGCAUUCUGUACAUACAGCGAAGAGUUGAAAUUAGACUAAAUUAAAGUCCGCAUAUGGCUGUAUAGCCUGUUUAAAACCAUAUUUCUCCAAACGCACUUUUCCAUUUAUCUAUUUUCAUGUAGUUUUUUUUUUUUUUUGCCAUUAAAAACUGAAAUCCUCAUCAUUUUUAUAGCAACCAAUUUAAGGAUCUGCUCUUCUUAGGUUUCAAUCAUGUUGAAGUCUCGUUUUGAUAUUGCAUAAGUUUUGUAAUAUAUAACACUAAAACCAUUAUUGCGUUGGCAAUUUUGAAUGUUUCUAAUUCAUUAUUUCUGUUAAACUUUGCAAUGUACAUUACAAUGAAAGUAAUAAACAAUAAGAUGCGAGAUUA
This is a messenger RNA of Pecten maximus, 1741 nucleotides long. RefSeq lists its product as uncharacterized. Lineage: Eukaryota; Metazoa; Mollusca; Bivalvia; Pectinida; Pectinidae. Gene Ontology annotation, molecular function: oxidoreductase activity. The transcript is spliced from 2 exons. The record is from RefSeq and is a predicted model, not a curated record. The coding region runs from base 184 to 1413 and encodes 409 amino acids.